CCCGUCCCUCACACCUGGGUUUUUAUAAUUGUUUUGCCUCCAGUGCCGACGCGUCCUGGCUCAUACUCUCCCGCACACAUUCUCUAGAACAAGAAGACAAGGUGACGAAGGUGGCACCGCUUCUCUUCCCCAGUCUGUAGCACAAAGAGGAAAGAACGAAAGAUGAAGGUGGUGUUGCCGGUGGUGGUGGUGAUGGUGGUGGCGAUGGUGGGCGUAGGUUGCUUCACCUUCACGCAGCCAGAGAUCGAGAACGAGGCGGGUUGUCUGCUGGAAGGCGGUGAGUGCAGUCUGGUGUCCCAGUGUCCCAAGCCUUUUCGCCUGCCAGGCCUUUGUCCUGACCAGCAGGCACGCGGGAUAGACUGUUGCCGCACUGCUACUAGCGAUUACGACUGCAGGAAGCAAUGGGGAAUCUGUCUCCCUACGGAAUCCUGUGGCAACUUACCGAAGGAUCCACACGCACCUUGCCCCGCCAAUCAAGUGUGCUGCCUUAUCGUUGACUAACUAAUUAUUGAGGACGAAUAAAAGACGACCAUGGAAUAGAUACAUAAAUGGUUCUCACAAUGCAAGGCUACCACGACUGUCUUUAGUCUACAGCGCCACUGUGUACCAACGACCUCGGGGGAGCUGAGAGACGCCUCUGUAGCAUCCACCAUUACCUGGCUGACAGCAGAUACGGGAACAAUCAAUUUAAUGAUAUUUCUCUCUCUCUCUCUCUCUCUCUCUCUCUCUCUCUCUCUCUCUCUCA
Messenger RNA from Portunus trituberculatus (swimming crab), 745 nucleotides. RefSeq names its product U-scoloptoxin(19)-Sm1a-like. Lineage: Eukaryota; Metazoa; Arthropoda; Malacostraca; Decapoda; Portunidae. The transcript is spliced from 5 exons. The coding region runs from base 163 to 501 and encodes 112 amino acids. The record is from RefSeq and is a predicted model, not a curated record.